AUGUCCGAGGCACACCUAAGAGCGAUCUCCUCCCUCCUGUCGAGGGGAUCCCGAAACUUCCAGGAAGAUAGUCUCCUUGCGAGGUUUGUCCAGGACACUCCGCACCGGUCAUCCUUUGUGAGACGGACGAAGACCAGGGAAAAUGUCGAGGAUCGAACGAAUCUCAAGGAGUUCACCUACUGCUGUGGCAAGACAUGCGUAUUGGAGAGAGGGGUUCCUAUGAAUCCUAUCCACCCUGAUGUAGAGAACCUUCAAGUCCCUACUGACAACAUCAAGUUCAGUCUGUCCCAACCGCUACCAACAGGACUAGACAUCGAUGCGGCAACUGGAAUCAUCUCGGGGACGCCGGAGGUCUGCACGUCGACGCCAGCCAGUGACUUGCCUCCGAUGCCUCCUUGGAGUAUCUUGCUGCUGAUAGUCGAGAGCGCCAACGCACAAGACUCAAGUCAUCUCCAGCUUUCUAGGAAGUCUCAAGCCCGAGCUAGGGUCGAUGGCAGGGCGGAGAUAAACUUCUUGGUCGUUGAACCGCUGUCCGAGCUCAAGUAUGAAGUUCCGCACCUCGUGUUGAGACGCGGAGAGGAGAUGGAGCCCUUCAAGCUCCGGGGACAGAGAGGAACUCGUGCGAUGUACCGAGUAUCGCCCCCUCUUCCGCUUGGAAUGGAAAUCAAAACGUCAGAUGGAAGUAUCUUCGGCUGUCCGCGAGUUUCUCUUCCUCCGACCGCCUUCACAGUGAUUGGCAGCAAUCCGUUGGGGGCGAGAUCGACGAGUAUCAAACUUGAGGUCCAGAGCCGCCCGGAACAGGCUCAGUAUGCGUAUCAGCACAUGACGCUAACGGUCGGGGAUCCGAUCUCCUUGAGAUGUUUGAACCAUACGGGCGAAGACGACGAGAGAAGAUCAGAAACCUACCAUGUCUCCCCUCCGCUCCCUCCGGGGCUGAUCGUGGACCAGCAGACAGGGACUCUGUUUGGGACUCCCUACACUCCGACAGAGAGGGUAGCACAAGUGCGAUGGAAUUCCGGCUAUUCUCCUCACUUGACGAUCAUCGGCUCGCGAAUGAUUCACUCGGUGGUGCAUGAAAAUUUCGUGGAUCGAGCAGAGAAGAGCAUUUCAAUUGCAGUCUUUGAGAAGCCAGGCUCGCUUGUCGUCGAGCCGCCAGAGAUCCUUCUACGUGUGGGAGAAUGCAUGCGGCCAGUGUUUGUCUCUGCGAGAGGGACGGGGCUGCAGUUCCGCAUCUACCCGGCCCUCCCUCGUGGUAUUGUGAUGGACGAGACGACAGGGACGAUCUGUGGGAUUCCUGAGGAGGAUGUGACAGUGGGGAAGCCCUUCAUCAUCACUGCGUUCAACGAGACUGGAGAGGUUUCAGAGAAGUUCCGCCUCGGUGUGGUCAGCAUGCCACACAGCCUGUCGUACAAGUUUGACAAGGUUGUCUACUGCGUCGGAAGAAGUACUCUAUACCGCAGCAAGGACGCGUUCUACUCGCACAUCCGCAGGCAGUGGCAAGAGCUGCAGGUCAAGGCGGCAAAAGUUGUGCAGCGAUUCUUGCGGAGGAAGCAGCUCAAAAUCUACGUGAAGAAGGGGAGGAUGGGAGGAGAGGGAAGGGAAACAGAGAAAGGGAGGAGAGUGGAGAAGGAGGAGGUUGUGGUCGAUGGUGAAGAAAAGAGGAGGUACCAUCGAAGGAUGUACAAGAACUUCCUGAUGCUCAAGUUCAAGAGGUGGAAGGAGCAUUUCGACCGAGUGCUGGGGAUCAUCAAGAAGAUGCAGAAUCAGUGGAGGAUGAACACCAUGAAGAGGGGAACCCAGGGGGCUGGAGCAAGGAACUCGUUCGCCUUUGUCGCCCUCCUGGUCAAGAGCGCGUUGAAGUCUGACAUGACAGAGACCAGAUUCAUGAAGAAAUUUCUCCGAACUUAUAGGGUUUCCACCAUGAUGGGCAACAAGGACCUGUCUCCGCCGACCUGGAAGACUCUGGAGCACUUCAACUCCACCAAGGAGGAGGGCUCGCUGGUCCACUCCGAGCUGAGCUCCCAGCUGAGCUCUACCAUGACAAACCAGCAGAAGGCUCGGACCAACUACGUCCGAGACGUGGCGAAGCUGCUGGAGAUCGGGAAGAAGCAUCCUCCUCGUCUCCUGCUCAACCACAUGGGCUUCCAUGGUACCCGCGGCUGCGGCAAGGGAAACAUCGUGACCUACCUCAGGGGCGGAGGGCCCUGGAGCUUCGAGGUCGACCCUCCCCUCCCCGAGGGCCUCAAGCUAGACCCCAGCAACGGCUGCAUCAGCGGGUCUCCCCAGCAGCGAGUCCACCUGCACCCGACCUAUCAUCGCGUGACGGCCUCCAACCUGGUCGGCAGCGUCAGCAGGGAGAUCGCUAUUGAGAUCUUCGAGGUUCCCAUCGCCCCCGGCAUUCCCAACUUCGCCCACCCCCACUGGUUCCUUGGCAUCGGCCUACCUGCCGACAACCCGGUCCUGAAGCCCACCGGUACCCUCCCCCUCGCCUACCGCGCGCUCUCCGACCUCCCCGACGGCCUCCAGCUCAACCCCAAGACGGGCCGGAUCUCCGGCAAGGCCUACCGGUCCGAGGUCCGCCGGGUCCUGGUCGAAGUCUCCAACGACGCCGGCAUGGCAGUGGGGGAGCUGAGUAUCCACAUACAGGCUUGCCCUCAGCUGGUGGUCUACUGGGAGGGGAUGGAGAUCAACAGCGAGGAUCGAGAGUCCAAGAGCUCCAGCAGGUGCAUUACCUACGCCCUCGGGGUUCCGAUCCGGCCCAACCCGGUCUUCACCCGCCGCAAGCAGCACUCCCUCCGCCACAAGGUCCUCCGGCUCAAGACCAGGAGAGAGUUCCGCAAAGUUCUGUGGUGGCUCCUCAGCCGGCCCCUCUAUCACUUCAUCGCUCAGUUCAUGCCCCUCAGCGGCAGCGAGGUCGACUUCCACAUCGUCCCCUCCCUCCCUCCCGGCCUUCUCUUUGACAGCAGGACCGGCCUGAUCACUGGCACCCCGCAGGAGACCUCUCCUCCUACUGUCUACCUCAUCACCGCCCGCAACAGCGUCGGCGAGGCUUCAGCUGAGAUCCGAAUCGAAGUCCAGGAAGCCCCCAGCACGCCAGUCUACGACCUUCCUCGUUCUCAGCUCCACCGUCAGCCUCUCUUUCUCCUCGGCUACCUCAAGAGCGAAGAGAUUCACGUUCAUCCCCCGUUCCUCCGAGGCUCUCGCCCCCUGCUUUUCACCAUCCAGCCCGCGCUGCCGCUGGGGCUCAACCUCAACUCAGAGGACGGAAGCAUCCGCGGGAGGGUGACCAGCCUGUCGCCUGUCUGGCAGCACGAGUAUGUCCUGCAGGCUAAGAACGUGUCUGGGGCUGCUUCCUGCCGCCUCCGGCUCUACCCGCACGCUCGCCUGUAUGGCAGGGUGUUUGAUCUGAAUGUGCUGGAGGAAGAAGGAGGGUUUCUGCCGCAUGGUUGCUCGGAGGAGGAAGUCCAGCUGGUCCAGAGGAGGGUGUUCGCCUUCAAGGAGAUGGAGUCCACCAGGGACUUGCUGCACGAGGCUGACGAGGACGGGGGGACGUUCUCUCGCUGCUCCUCCUCGGAGUCAGUCAGCCUCCCGAUCGAGGUCGACACCCCCGACAGCCUCGUCCCGGACAGCAUCUACCUCAGAGGCCACAGGAGCAGCCUUCCCACCUCCCUCCCUUCUUUUGAAAAGUCGAACCGGCUGUCGUCCAAGUCAGCUGGGGAGGUGGUGAGGCUGGUGUUGGAGGGAAGCAGGAUUAGGACGGAUCGGAGCGGGUGGUUCCUUGCUCGGGUGCUGCCGGGCCUCUUCGCCUUUGCUGGCAGGGACAUGGCGAUUUCAUCGCACGUGCUGGAGAGGACGACGAAGAAAACGGGAGAGGAGCAACCAGGAUCAAGCAUCAAGGCGAUUCUCAGCUUGACCUGGUCGUGCUCGAGCUCGAAGAUCCUGCGGCUCUUUGUGCUUGCUCCCUGGGGUCAGACCUGCAGCCACGACUCCUCCUCCAUCCACCAUGCCGAGCAGAAAGGUCCGGGGGCUCGUUGCCCUGCUGGGGUCCUGCUGGGGUCUGACGGGCUAGCAGCUGUCAGGGUCGUCCAAGGAAGAGAUGAUCGCCUCCGAGGAGGACCUGUGAUAGCGAUGAUAUGUUGCGGAGAGGAAGGAGUUUUCAAGUGCCGGGUGUCUCUUUCCAGCAAGGCGGUGAAGAAGAAGAAACCGGACAUGCUUCACCCGGCCUGCGAUGCAGAGAAUCUUUAUGAAGCUGGCAUCGACAAGAAUCAGCAAGAUCCUGAUGAAAUAAACGACAUUGCUGAUCCUGCACUUCUGGUCGAGCUCAAUGUCUUCACGUCCUCGAGUGUCAGGACAUUCCGGCCGGGUACCGACGGCUUCUUCAGAGGAGGCGACUGGCAGGCGUGUACAUUCUCUUCUAGCACUGGACAAGCAGAACCUUUCUUUGACGGAGGAGCCCACCUGCUGGAGAUUGAAAUCAGCUUGUCGAACGAGGACCUGAAUGGAGCCUGGAAGAUCAUGGGGGUCGUCGUGAGGAGGAUGAGAAAUAUGGCGAUCGCAGAGGCGUUUCAUGGAUGGCAAGCGAGGGUGGACGAGAUUCAGCGAAUCAGAAGCAUCGGAAAGAAGAUCCUUCAAGGAUGGAUCCUUGCCUCACUCACCAAGUUCUUCUGGUUGUGGGAGGAUUAUCUCCUUGAAUGGUCUGACUACGUCGCCCAAGUCGUCGGUGAACGCCGAAGAGAAAUCUUUCGCAUUGAGAAUACCUUCUCCCGUGCUGCUAAGUUCCUCACCAUUGCACAAGGUCUCCGCGCAGGCAAGGUCAUGCAUCCAGAAGAAGACGAGUGCUACGAUGCAGUCGUGAUGGUCGCCUUUCCCGAGGAUUGGUACUCGGACAUGGCUCCACACAAGAGGACUUCGCGUAUUCCGAUCGGCGUCAACUUCCCUUCGAGCGGGGAGAUGGAUCAUGCGGAGAUGGAGAAGAUAACGGGCUAUGUCAUGGAGAGGAACAGGCUGAGGGGGAAGAAACAUGCAGAAGUUCUUCAGCUCAUCGCUGAGUCGAUCAAGAAGAGCAGCAAGACAGAGCGAGCAAGGGAUGAGUUCGACGUCGACCACCGCAGCACUCAGAGGAUGAUCUACCGGUCCUAUUCCCUCCUCCAAGAGGCCAAGAAGUCUGACAGCUCCGACCAUCUCGUCGUCCUCACACUAGAAAAGAAGCGGAGCUUCAUGUUGGAGAUGCAGGAUCAGCUACGAAGGCUCAUGGUCAGCACCAUUGAGGUAAGGAGGAAAGCGAGAUGGAUGGCCGAUCAGUUCAUAGUCAAGGCAGAGGAUCUCACGAGCGAGCAGGAGGAGAUGAUCAAAGAAAAGCUGUCAAGGGCCGCGGACUUGCUCAAGGAUGCGAGGAGGAGGAUCUUACAGGCGAACAUCCUCUACUCCCGUCCUGCCCUCGUCGCCCUUCGCGUCCGCUCCCUCGCUGCCAUCAUCAUCAUCGACACUUGGAGGAGGGUCAGAAAAGGCUCCUCCCCUGCUCGCCUCAUGUACGCCCGGCUCUUCUGUGCCAUGGAGGCGCUGGUAGCCAAGGAGUUUGCGCAGAGCAAGGCAGCUGCUGUCGUCCUGCUGGAGGAAGGAAGGGCCGAGCUGUACUCCGGGGGCUACGAGGAGGCGAAGGAGCGGCUGAGGAGGAGCAGGAUGAUCGUAGAGAAGAUCGGGGAGGAGACGCUGCUGAACGAUGAGCGAGAGGCUCUAAGAAUGUCGAUCGAGCUGGCGGAGGAGGCAAAUGCUCGGGGGGGCCGCCGGCUGGCGGAAGCAGCAGAGGCGAUGGACAGGAAGGAGCUGGGAAGCGCAAGAGAGCUGCUGGUCAGCGCGCACGCAGAGUUGAGCGCUGGCCACUCGGCCAACCGGAGGAGGAGGGAGGUAGAGGAGGCAGAAGUUCGGCUCUUGCUCAUGGAGGAAGGGAUUGUGCGUGAGGCGCUCGUGGCUCUCAACGGCGCUGCUGCUGCCCUGCUGGAGGGUGACCUCUCGCUUGCUCGAGAGAGCCUAGCGGAAGGUUGGGAGACGCUGGAGCAAGUGGGAGGGGUGGAGAGAGCCAAGGCAGAGCAGCGGAAGAAGGAGGUGGUCUUCCGAUACUUCUCUGUCAGCGGGAGGUACAUGCGGGAGGACGCGAUCAAGGAAGAGGAGGAGGCAGCGAUGAGCGCGGAGGAGAGGCGCACAUGGGAUGCUGCGAGGAGGAAUGACACGGAUCUCUUCUCCUCUGGCGAGGAAGACGUGGACGAGGAAGAAGCAAGAGAGAGUGAGGAGGAGGAAGGGCAGGAGGAGCAGGAGGAGCAGGAGGGCAGGAGGAGAAGGCCCGAACGCCUCUGGGACGAGGAAGGGAUCAGAGCAGCGCUGCGGAUGCUGGAAGAGGAAGAGACUCCUUUCUUUACGCUGAGAACUCUGAGCAAGAACAAGGUCGACGACUUCCUGCAAAUGAUCCGUUCCUGCGAGAUGGGACAGGAGCAAGUCCGGCAGAUGAGUUUGCAGGUGGACAGCGCCGUCAAAUGCUUCAUGUUUGAUCAGGCCCGUCAGGUGGCAGGCCGCGCGCUCGUCCUCUGCCGAUCCUCCUUUGCGCGAUCGUUCGAGCAGAAGCUGGCGAGGGUAGAGGAGCUGAUAGCAGGGAGAGUCGAGGAGACGAGGAGGAAGGGGCUGAACAAGCUCGACGCGGCGCUGAAGCUGCUGGGGUCGCUGAGGAUCGAACAGGGAGGGGACGACAAGAGCGGGGACGGAGGUGGCCUCCUCCUCAAGGGGAAGGGAGACGUGUGGAGCGCGCAGGGGGCAGCGCAGGAGGCAAGGUUCCUGCUGGCGUCAGUGGGGGAGGAGGAGAAGCUGAAGGAGCUGGAGGGACUGUCACAAAAGAUCCUCUCCAUCAUGCACUUUGACAAGAAGCAUGCAGCAAACAUCCCCGUCGACCUCAAGUACGAACAGGACGCCGUCAGCUGCCUGACCAACUCGGAGGUCAACGUCCCCUGCCCCCUCGUGAACGGGGAGCGAUGGGACUCGCAGCGUUGGAUGGAGGAGGAGGAGAAGCUGUCGUUCCGUGUACUCCCUGACCUCUGCGACGGCCUCUUCCUCGAUGCUCAUUCCGGUGCCAUUCACGGGGUACCCAAGGUCGAGUCAGACGGGCACUUCGAGGUCACUGUCGCCAACUCCCUUGGCUCAGCACGCACAAGGCUUCGCAUCCAUGUCGAGGCCGAUCCGCUCCUCAUCGCCAACAUGCGGGCCAACUUCACCGACCGCAUCGCCCUCCUCCGAGAGACCGACCCAGAGCGGGCGCAGGGAGAGGAGGUGGAGGAGCAGAGGAGGAGGCUGCACCGGUUCAAGCCUCCCUUUCCUCAGGGGUACCAGUUGCAGCAGUCGAUGAGGAGAUUGAAGGAGGAGAAGGAUACGUCGUUGAGCGAGGAGAGCUUGCUGAUAGAGAGGACGAGGCUGCAAGUAAUCUACGAGGGAUAUCGCCUUUGGUGA
Molecule: messenger RNA, 7488 nt
Organism: Guillardia theta CCMP2712
Lineage: Eukaryota; Cryptophyceae; Pyrenomonadales; Geminigeraceae
Exons: 39
Coding region: 1-7488 (2495 amino acids)
Cellular component (GO): membrane
Molecular function (GO): calcium ion binding
Source: RefSeq, a predicted model, not a curated record